GCUGGAACUCCCACCGUGAUCCCCAACGCCGAAGGAGCUCGAACUACACCCAGCGUAGCUGUGGUGAACCCUGAGAACACCUUUUACUCAGUGAAGCGCUUUGUUGGCCGCCAGCCCGAUGAAGUCAAGGAGGAACUGAAGGAGGUGUCCUACAAGGUGGAUUUCGAAGGGCAAAAAGUGAAGAUCGACUGCCCUGUGAUGAGCAAAAAAUUUGCACCAGAGGAGGUCUCUGCACAGGUGCUUCGAAAGCUGAGUGCUGAUGCUGGAAAGUACUUGAGCGCCAAUGUCCAGAAGGCGGUUGUCACCGUCCCUGCGUACUUCAACGACUCACAGCGUCAGGCCACGAAAGAUGCGGGGAAGAUUGCCGGAUUGGACGUGCUGCGUAUUGUGAACGAGCCCACA
Messenger RNA from Durusdinium trenchii, 402 nucleotides. The record is from the annotation of a GenBank genome assembly. NCBI's taxonomy places the organism in Eukaryota, Dinophyceae, Suessiales, Symbiodiniaceae.